GGGCCCGCGGGCGGGGGGACCGGCACGGGGGGAACGGCAGCUAGGGCAGCCACCAUGGAGUUCCGCCGGGAGGAGUUUCGGAAGCUAGCGGGUCGCACCCUCGGGAGGCUGCAUCGGAGGUUUUGCCCUGGACUCCUGUGUCACAGGGAGGAGGGGGCUAGGGCCCUGGACGUCUGAGUCUGACUCUUGCUGCCCCGCAGCCUUCUGGAGAAACGUCAGGAAGGUGCAGAGACGCUGGAGCUGAGUGCUGACGGGCGCCCGGUCACGACGCAGACCCGGGACCCGCCGGUCGUGGACUGCACCUGCUUUGGCCUCCCUCGCCGCUACAUUAUCGCCAUUAUGAGCGGUCUGGGCUUCUGCAUCAGCUUUGGCAUCCGCUGCAAUCUGGGUGUGGCCAUUGUCUCCAUGGUCAACAACAGCACGACCCACCGCGGGGGCCACGUGGUGGUGCAGAAAGCUCAGUUCAACUGGGAUCCAGAGACUGUUGGCCUUAUACACGGCUCCUUUUUCUGGGGCUACAUUGUCACCCAGAUCCCCGGAGGAUUUAUCUGCCAAAAAUUCGCCGCCAACAGGGUUUUCGGCUUUGCUAUUGUGGCUACAUCCACUCUAAACAUGCUGAUCCCCUCGGCUGCCCGUGUCCACUAUGGCUGUGUCAUCUUCGUGAGGAUCCUGCAGGGGUUGGUAGAGGGGGUCACGUACCCAGCCUGUCACGGGAUUUGGAGCAAAUGGGCCCCUCCUUUAGAGCGGAGUCGCCUGGCGACAACAGCCUUUUGCGGUUCCUAUGCUGGGGCGGUGGUCGCGAUGCCUCUCGCAGGGGUCCUGGUGCAGUACUCAGGAUGGAGCUCUGUGUUCUACGUCUACGGCAGCUUCGGGAUCUUCUGGUACCUGUUCUGGUUGCUCGUCUCCUAUGAGUCCCCGGCGCUGCACCCCAGCAUUUCAGAGGAGGAACGAAAGUACAUCGAGGAAGCCAUCGGCGAGAGCGCCAAACUCAUGAACCCCGUCACGAAGUUCAACACACCCUGGCGGCGCUUCUUUACGUCUAUGCCAGUCUACGCCAUCAUUGUGGCCAAUUUCUGCCGCAGCUGGACUUUCUACCUGCUCCUUAUCUCCCAGCCUGCCUACUUCGAAGAAGUGUUCGGCUUUGAGAUCAGCAAGGUAGGCCUGGUGUCAGCGUUGCCCCACCUGGUCAUGACCAUUAUUGUGCCCAUCGGAGGCCAGAUCGCUGACUUCCUGAGGAGCCGCCGUAUCAUGUCCACCACCAACGUGCGCAAAUUGAUGAACUGUGGGGGCUUCGGCAUGGAAGCCACGCUGCUGCUGGUGGUCGGCUACUCGCACUCCAAGGGCGUGGCCAUCUCCUUCCUGGUCCUCGCGGUGGGCUUCAGCGGCUUCGCCAUCUCCGGGUUCAACGUGAACCACCUGGACAUUGCUCCACGCUAUGCCAGCAUCCUCAUGGGCAUCUCCAAUGGCGUGGGCACGUUGUCGGGCAUGGUGUGUCCCAUCAUCGUGGGCGCGAUGACCAAGCACAAGACUCGGGAGGAGUGGCAGUAUGUGUUCCUAAUUGCCUCCCUGGUGCACUAUGGGGGUGUCAUCUUCUACGGGGUUUUCGCUUCUGGAGAGAAGCAGCCGUGGGCAGAGCCUGAGGAAAUGAGUGAAGAGAAGUGUGGCUUUGUUAGCCAUGACCAGCUGGCUGGCAGCGAUGAAAGUGAAAUGGAGGAUGAGGCUGAGCCCCCCGGCGCACCCCCUGCUCCCCCUCCCUCUUAUGGGGCCACACACAGCACAGUGCAGCCCCCAAGACCCCCACCCCCUGUCCGGGACUACUGAUCAUGUGCCUCACACUGAAUGGCAGUUUCCAGGACCUCCAUUCCACACAUCUUUGGCCUGAGUGACAGUGUCAAGGAACCCCGUCCCCUCAGUCCUGCCUCAGGCCUAAGAAGCACUCUCCCUGGUUCCCAGUGCUGUCAAAUCCUCUUUCCUUCCCAAUUGCCUCUCAGGGGUAGUGAAGCUGCCGAAUGGCAGUUUCAAGGAUACCCAAAUUCCCCUAAAGGUUCCCUUCUCCACUUUUCAGGGCUUUAUUUGAAUGGACAGUUCAAUCUCUCUUUCUGUGGUUUUGAGGCACCUCCCCACUUUCCUUUAAUCCCAAGGACCCUGAGAUUACUCAUCCUCCCUUCUUUCAGAACCACUCAAGUUCUUCCACUAGAAGUUUCAAAUCUCUCCUAACUCUGUUCUGCAUUUUCCAGGUUGGUUUAACCAAUCACCCAUCCCCACCAUUCUAGAGAUUGAUUCUCACCAGCGUUUCUGAGGGAAAAUGGUGGUUUCAAACGCCCCCCACACACACACACCUCUUCACCCCUCCCUCCACCAGCAGAUUCUGCUGAAGCACCAAAUCCCCCAGACCUUCUCCCUAGCUUAGCACAAUGUCUAAGGAAACAACCAAAAU
Rhinolophus ferrumequinum (greater horseshoe bat) is the source of this 2437-nucleotide messenger RNA. It is a transcript of the gene SLC17A7, whose product is annotated as solute carrier family 17 member 7. Bases 340 to 1821 code for a protein of 493 amino acids. Gene Ontology annotation, molecular function: neurotransmitter transmembrane transporter activity; L-glutamate transmembrane transporter activity. Gene Ontology annotation, biological process: monoatomic anion transport; transmembrane transport; synaptic transmission, glutamatergic. The transcript is spliced from 12 exons. The record is from RefSeq and is a predicted model, not a curated record. Gene Ontology annotation, cellular component: excitatory synapse; synaptic vesicle membrane. NCBI's taxonomy places the organism in Eukaryota, Metazoa, Chordata, Mammalia, Chiroptera, Rhinolophidae.